AUGGAACCAACAAAUAAUACACGAAUUUCAGAAUUUCUUCUUCUGGGAUUUUCAGAGGAACCAGAAUUACAGCCCAUCAUGUUUGGGCUGUUCCUGUCCAUGUAUUUGAUCACUGUGUUUGGAAACCUGCUCAUCAUCUUGGCCACAAUCUCAAACUCCCACCUGCACACCCCUAUGUACUUCCUCCUCUCCAAUCUGUCCUUUGUAGACAUCUGUUUCACUUCCACGAGCAUCCCAAAGAUGCUGGUGAACAUUCAGAUGCAGAGUAAAGUCAUUACCUAUGCAGGCUGCAUCACCCAGAUGUACUUUUUAUUGCUUUUUGCAGGAUUAGAUGACUUCCUCCUGACUGUGAUGGCCUAUGACCGGUAUGUGGCCAUCUGUCACCCCCUGCACUAUAUGGUCAUCAUGAACCCCAGGCUCUGUGGACUGCUGGUUCUGGUAUCCGGUAUCAUGAGUGCUCUGCAUUCUCUGUUACAAAGCUUAAUGGUGUUACGGCUAUCCUUCUGUACAGACUUGGAAAUCCCCCACUUUUUGUGUGAACUUAACCAGGUGGUCCACCUUGCCUGUUCUGAUCCAUUUCUCAAUGACAUGGUGAUUUAUUUUGCAGCUGUGUUGCUAGCUGGUUUUCCACUGGCUGGAAUCCUUUACUCUUACUCUAAGAUUGUUUCUUCCAUACAUGGAAUCUCCUCAGCUCAGGGGAAGUAUAAAGCAUUUUCUACUUGUGCAUCUCACCUCUCAGUGGUCUCAUUGUUUUAUUGCACCAGCCUAGGUGUGUACCUCAGUUCUGCUGCCACUCACAACUCACACUCCAGUGCAUCAGCCUCUGUGAUAUACACAGUGGUCACUCCCAUGCUGAACCCCUUCAUCUACAGUCUGAGGAAUAAAGACAUAAAGAGGGCUCUGAAAAGACUCUUUGGGAGGGAAGCUAUAAAAGCACCAAUUGUAUUGCAAUUGAAGAACCAUUGGUGA
This is a messenger RNA of Nycticebus coucang (slow loris), 969 nucleotides long. RefSeq names its product olfactory receptor 7A17-like. NCBI's taxonomy places the organism in Eukaryota, Metazoa, Chordata, Mammalia, Primates, Lorisidae. Gene Ontology annotation, cellular component: membrane. Gene Ontology annotation, molecular function: olfactory receptor activity; G protein-coupled receptor activity. Bases 1 to 969 code for a protein of 322 amino acids. The transcript has a single exon. The record is from RefSeq and is a predicted model, not a curated record. Gene Ontology annotation, biological process: G protein-coupled receptor signaling pathway.